GAGGGAGUAGCUGUUGAUUUCACAGCCCCUGAGACGAGCCCGUCAGAGGUGGUGUGUGCUGUUGACCAGCCUGGAGUGCAGGUUCGAGGACCAGAAGGCGACUCACGAGGUCUCCUGUGGGUUCUGGAUGAAGAGAUGGUCACUCCGGGCUCCACCGAGAGCACGGUUCUGGAAAGAGUGUGUCAGUUCUUCAGCGGCACAGUGCGCCAGUGCGAGCAGCCUCUGCAGUGUGAGAUCGCUCACCUGAUGGGUUCAGAUCCAGUCCGCUAUGAUCUCUCAGGCUGGUUCGGUCAGGUCCAGAACAACCCCUCUGUCCUUAACGCCAGUUCCCUCCUGCAGAACUCCUCAAUUGGAGCGGUGAAGGCCCUGUUCAGUGGGCGGGCGUCCGUGCCGCCUCUGUGCCGGGGUUUGGGAGGUGUGGAGGGCGGCUCGCAGCGCUCUCUGGAGAGAUGUGGCACGGUGCGGAAGACUCUGAGCGGUGGGAUGGCGGCCCUCAGGAGACAUUCGCAGUGCAUCGCCGUCAAACUGCAGGCGGAUGCUCUGGUGAAUCUGAUUCGGCGAGCGCGGCCGGUCUUCCUGCAGUGUUUGAGUGUGAAGACAGAUGGCUGUGGCUUUAAUGUCCCAGCACUGCGUGUACAGCUGCACUCCACACACCUGCUGCCGGCACUGCAGCUGUACCGAACAGGCUACCCUGAGCACAUGUCCCUGGGUGAUUUCCGCUGUCGUUUUCAGGCCCUCUCUGCUCCCAUAAUGAAGCGAUACGGUUCUGUCUUCAUUACCCCUGAUGAGAGGAAGGCUGUGGAGGAAUUAUUGAUUGAUCUGGAUUUAGACAAGAAAAGCAUUGUUUUAGGAGCGAGCAGGGUGUUUAUGAAGCGUGGUGUCCUGAGGUCUUUAGAUCAGCAGAGAGAUCAGUUGUUGAGCGGCUGGCUGGUGCAGCUUCAAGCGUCCUGUCUGGGUCAUAUGGGCCGCCAGAAAUACC
This is a messenger RNA of Sinocyclocheilus grahami, 979 nucleotides long. Its product is annotated as unconventional myosin-XVIIIb-like. The annotation marks the transcript as partial. Gene Ontology annotation, biological process: actin filament organization. Gene Ontology annotation, molecular function: actin filament binding; microfilament motor activity; ATP binding. NCBI's taxonomy places the organism in Eukaryota, Metazoa, Chordata, Actinopteri, Cypriniformes, Cyprinidae. Gene Ontology annotation, cellular component: membrane; myosin complex; actin cytoskeleton. The transcript is spliced from 8 exons. The record is from RefSeq and is a predicted model, not a curated record.